AUGCUUUUCCUCCCAGCUGCUGCUCUGUGCUGUCUGUGUUCAGCCCUGGUUGCCAUGGCAGCAGAUCUGACCCAGGACCAGUUAACAUGGACCAGGAGAGUUGAUCAAACAGUCUCCUUCAGAUGUGAAGGAACUGGCCAGUGUAAUGUAAAUAAUUAUAUAUACUGGUACCAGAAGAAAGAAACAGAAACAUUCAAACUGAUUCUUGAUAUUGAUAAAAGUAAUGGUGCAAUUGAUAAAAGUUACAAGCAUCCCCAGGAAGAUGAUUUCUCAGCUGUGAAUAAACAGAACAGUUGGGAGUUGGAGAUCAAGAAAGUUAAAGUCGAUCAUUCAGCCUCCUACUACUGCUCCUGUCUGAAGGAUGAUACCCGCUACUUCAUCUUUGUCUCUGGAACUAAACUGUAUGUAACAGAUGAGCAGGUAGUGAAGCCCGUGGUGAGCGUGUAUCCAGCAGCAUCCAGACCCAACCAGGAGGGGAAGAGCUCCCUGCUGUGUCUGGCCUCAUCCAUGUUUCCUCCUGUGGUCCAGUUCUCCUGGAAAAGACAGAAGAAGGGCGGCUCUCUGGAGGAUCUGACCUCUGCUCAGGGAGAUCAGCUGGAGCUCAGAGAGUCAGGACACAGAGCCUCCAUCAGACUGGUGGAUAGAAAUGAUCUGUACACAUAUAAAUACAUCUGCUCCGUCAAGCACGAGGGAGGCACAGUGGAGGACACACUGAAGAAAGAGGUUCCAGCUCCAGCAGCCUCCUGUCCUCCAGAGAGAGAGCCAGCAGACCUGGCAGCUCUGCAGCAACAUCACUUGUCCUUCCAGUCUCAGUGCAGGGUGAAGCUGCUCUGUCUGCUGUACACAGUGCUGAUAGUGAAGAGUCUGGUGUACUGCUGUGGACUCUCUCUGCUGACGAGCCUCACAAACAAGGGACCAUCCACCAGCUCCACACAUGCUGACUGA
Messenger RNA from Mugil cephalus (flathead mullet), 945 nucleotides. RefSeq names its product immunoglobulin lambda-1 light chain-like. Lineage: Eukaryota; Metazoa; Chordata; Actinopteri; Mugiliformes; Mugilidae. The coding region runs from base 1 to 945 and encodes 314 amino acids. The record is from RefSeq and is a predicted model, not a curated record. The transcript is spliced from 6 exons.